AAGAUUGCGUUAUUACGGAUGCGCCUACGUAGCUAUGACGUUCUCUGACUGGCCAGUUUUCCUGGUUACAACUGCAUCAUUUACAGUGUUAUGUUUAUCUCUUCGGUACAGGCGAAUAGGACGCACUGCUUGGAUCAAUUUAUUCAAGAAGAUAAUGGCACGCACGGAGAAGCCAUUGUUUCGGAUUGCAUACACGUUAUACACCAGGACCAAACUGGGUUACAUGUACUACAAAAGGCAAAUGAGGAAGGCUCGAGAGCAAUUUCCCACCGGCCAUUCUAGGACACAGCCAAUGGAAUUCAAUGGUAUUAAAAUCAUACCCAUCUCAGUUCUCUCCGACAACUACAGCUACCUUAUAAUAGACACUGAAUCCAGUGUGGCUGUAGUAGUGGACCCUGCAGAUCCACAAGCAGUUCAGGCAUUCCUGGAGAAGGAAGGUGUUAUGUUGGAAGCCAUCUUCUGCACGCAUAAACAUUGGGACCACAGUGGGGGUAACAAAGGCCUGAAAAGGCUCCACAACGCCUGCCGGGUGUAUGGGAAUGCAACUGAUAACAUUCCGGGACUCACACACCCCCUCUCAGACACGGACUGUGUGACUGUUGGACGCAUGACUUUCAGGGCCCUCUUCACCCCUGGACACACCGUUGGUCACAUGAUCUACCUCCUGGAUGGACGGGCCAUCAGAGCACCUUCCAGCCUAUUCUCUGGAGACCUUGUCUUCCUCUGUGGAUGUGGGAGGAUGUUUGAAGGCAGUGCUACAACAAUGCUGUCUUCUCUUGACACAGUCAGCUCCUUAAGCGAUGAAACCCUUCUCUGGCCGGGCCAUGAGUAUGCAGAAGAUAACCUGCUGUUUGCUGCUGAGGUAGAGCCUCGGAACACUGCCAGGGAAAACAAGUAUCAGUGGGUGCAAAAACAGAGAGGUCAGAAGCUAUGCACGAGCCCCUCCACCAUAGGAGAGGAGAAGGAGUACAAUCCCUUCCUGCGGAUCCACUCAGUGGCUCUUCACCAGGCCCUGGGUCUCCAGCAGUAUCAAGAUGAAGACUGGAACCAGUUUAGGGCCCGCGUCUUGGGGGAGCUACGCAGACUCAAAGAUGUUUACAAGGGAAAGAAGUGACCUCAGUAGUGACGCGGUGGGGGCCCUGCAUAAGGCAGUGUUAUAAUAUUAUAGUGGUUUUAGGACUGAAGUGAAACUUUAAGCUAUGAAUGGAGUGAAAGGUUUAGGGAACAAAAUGACAUACAAGUACAACACUAAAAAGCAGUGUGUAGGUUGUUGUUGCUGGCAUUCCAUUCAUUAUAGCAUCAGACCUUUAAUGUAAAUUAAGAUAUCUUGGACUUUUUCAGUUAAAUGUGAAAACUUGCUCGAAGUCACGACUCAAUAUUUACUUAAGGUAUGCACAGUACUGUAUUGUACUUAACUGUAAGCUCAGCUGUAAUCAGCACAAUUUCAGAAGUUUAAAUUUACAUUUAGCAGACGCUCUUAUCCAGAGCGACUUACAGUAAGUACAGGGACAUUCUCCCCGAGGCAAGUGCCUUGCCCAAGGACACAACGUCAUUUUGCAUGGCCGGGAAUCGAACUGGCAACCUUCUGAUUAAUAGCCCAACUCCCUAACCGCUCAGCCAUCUGACCCUAAAUUAAAGAUGUUUUAUUGAUAGUUUUUAACUUAUCGAACAAAGGUACUACAAUGUGAUUCAGUGCUUGGUUACUCCACUUUAUGUACUCAUUUGAAAAACAACCUAAUCAUCCACUCAUGAGUCACUAACUGGUGAUGGGACAGGUAGUGAACACUGAUAGCUGCUAUUAAAUACUAAUGUGUAUUUUUUCCCAAAAAAUACUGAGCUUUUUAGAAGAGCAUAUUGAUUAAUAAUGAAAAAGAAGCAAAAUAAAUGUUGGUGUGACAUGAUUGAUUCAAACCUCCAGAUUGAAGAUAGUAAUAGUUUUACAGGAGCGUACUAAUGCCAUAUUGAUACCACAUGAUGUAGCUACAACUUGUUUUUUUCCUAUAUGCACUGUGUUUUUUUACUUAAUUUGGAUUAAAUGUGAUAAGAAAUACAGUGACAAGUAGAAUUUCAGUAUUUCUUUUUGGGGCAUAGUAUGACAAGCCUAAUUGAUGAUCUAACAUCAUCCUUAAAAAGUAAGGAUAUCAUGAUUUUCUUUACUCCUUUUUACUCCAUUAUUAAAGGCCUUUUGUAACCAAAAUUGUGAACAAUUAACAGUAGUAGUAAUAGUUAAUUAACUAAACAACAGAUACGUGGAUUUAUAUAAUUUUUUGGUAAAAUACAAUGCUUUAUUUUAAUAAGGAUUUGAGGCAUUUCUU
This is a messenger RNA of Osmerus eperlanus (European smelt), 2315 nucleotides long. RefSeq names its product PNKD metallo-beta-lactamase domain containing (gene pnkd). The record is from RefSeq and is a predicted model, not a curated record. The transcript is spliced from 9 exons. Lineage: Eukaryota; Metazoa; Chordata; Actinopteri; Osmeriformes; Osmeridae. Gene Ontology annotation, cellular component: mitochondrion. Gene Ontology annotation, molecular function: hydroxyacylglutathione hydrolase activity. The coding region runs from base 35 to 1114 and encodes 359 amino acids.